CCAGAAGUCUCUGGGAAGCGGCCGCACUGCGCGGGCAACUCGUUGAUCCCGGGGAAGAUGGCGGUGCCGGAGCCGGGGAGCUAGGGCGAGUGCAGGCAGCGGCUGCCUGCUCGGCUUGGCGCCUGGGCCGGCUCGGAGCUGCUGACCAUCCUCAUCCUCGGUGUGUGACCUGUGGCAUGUGGGCACAAUGGAUCUGGCUUACGUCUGCGAGUGGGAGAGAUGGCCCAAGAGUACCCACUGCCCGUCAGUGCCCCUGGCCUGUGCUUGGUCCUGCCGCAACCUCAUUGCCUUCACCACUGACCUUCGAAAUGAUGACCAAGACCUCACCCGCAUGAUCCAUAUCCUGGAUACAGAGCACCCCUGGGAUGUGCACUCCGUCAACUCAGAACACAGCGAGGCCAUCACCUGCCUCGAGUGGGACCAGUCGGGCUCCCGGCUCCUGUCGGCUGAUGCUGAUGGGCAGAUCAAGUGCUGGAGCAUGGCGGACCACCUGGCCAACAGCUGGGAGAGCCACGUGGGCAGCCUGGUGGAAGGGGACCCCAUCGUGGCCCUGUCCUGGUUGCACAAUGGUGUGAAGCUGGCCCUGCACGUGGAAAAGUCAGGUGCCUCCAGCUUCGGUGAGAAGUUCUCCCGCGUGAAAUUCUCACCGUCACUCACGCUGUUUGGCGGCAAGCCUAUGGAGGGCUGGAUCGCAGUGACGGUCAGCGGCCUGGUCACCGUGUCCCUGCUCAAGCCCAGCGGGCAGGUGCUGACGUCAACGGAGAGUCUGUGCCGGCUGCGCGGCCGUGUGGCCCUGGCCGACAUCGCCUUCACCGGUGGCGGCAACAUCGUGGUGGCCACAGCAGAUGGCAGCAGCGCCUCUCCCGUGCAGUUCUACAAGGUGUGCGUGAGCGUGGUCAGUGAGAAGUGCCGCAUCGACACCGAGAUCCUGCCCUCGCUCUUCAUGCGCUGCACCACGGACCUCAACCGCAAGGACAAGUUCCCCGCCAUCACCCACCUCAAGUUCCUGGCCCGGGACAUGUCGGAGCAGGUGCUCCUGUGUGCGUCUAGCCAGAUGAGCAGCAUCGUGGAGUGCUGGUCCCUGCGGAAGGAGGGGCUUCCUGUGAACAAUGUUUUCCAGCAGAUCUCACCUGUGGUCGGCGACAAACAGCCCAUGAUUCUGAAAUGGCGGAUCCUGUCCGCCACCAACGACCUGGACCGUGUGUCUGCCGUGGCGCUCCCUAAGCUGCCCAUCUCGCUCACCAACACUGACCUGAAGGUGGCCAGCGACACCCAGUUCUACCCCGGCCUCGGGCUGGCCCUGGCCUUUCACGACGGCAGCGUCCACAUUGUGCACCGGCUGUCGCUGCAGAGCAUGGCCGUCUUCUACAGCUCCGCGGCCCCGCGCUCCGCUGACGAGCCAGCCAUCAAGCGUCCACGAACCACCGGCCCUGCCGUCCACUUCAAGGCCAUGCAGCUCUCCUGGACCUCGCUGGCCCUGGUCGGCAUCGACAACCACGGGAAACUGAGCAUGCUGCGCAUCUCGCCGUCCAUGGGCCACACGCUGGACGUGAGCUUGGCCCUGCGGCACCUGCUCUUCCUGCUGGAGUACUGCAUGGUGACGGGCUACGACUGGUGGGACACGCUGCUGCAUGUGCAGCCCGGCAUGGUGCAGAGCCUGGUGGAGAAGCUGCACGAGGAGUACACGCGCCAGAACGCAGCCCUGCAGCAGGUCUUGUCCACCCGGAUCCUGGCCAUGAAGGCCUCGCUGUGCAAGCUGUCACCCUGCACGGUGGCCCGUGUGUGCGACUACCAUGCCAAGCUCUUCCUUGUGGCCGUCAGCUCCACGCUCAAGUCCCUCCUGCGCCCCCACUUCCUCAACACACCCGACAAGAGUCCCGGCGACCGGCUGACCGAGGUCUGCACCAAGAUCACUGACGCCGACAUCGACAAGGUCAUGAUCAACCUCAAGACGGAGGAGUUCGUCCUGGACAUGAACACACUCCAGGCGCUGCAGCAGCUCUUGCAGUGGGUGGGGGACUUCGUGCUCUACUUGCUGGCCAGCCUGCCCAACCAGGUGCGGUCCCUCCUGGGCGGUCCCAGCCCCCUCCGCACAGUCCCCGCCCCCUGGGUCCUGGCCUGCCCCCUCUGCAGCGCCGCCCCGCCCCCCUCUGCAGCAGCUCCCCCGCCCCCUGGGUCCUAG
Molecule: messenger RNA, 2182 nt
Organism: Leptonychotes weddellii (Weddell seal)
Lineage: Eukaryota; Metazoa; Chordata; Mammalia; Carnivora; Phocidae
Source: RefSeq, a predicted model, not a curated record